Molecule: messenger RNA, 2382 nt
Organism: Xenopus laevis (African clawed frog)
Lineage: Eukaryota; Metazoa; Chordata; Amphibia; Anura; Pipidae
Gene: cth.L
Product: cystathionine gamma-lyase L homeolog
Exons: 13
Coding region: 134-1141 (335 amino acids)
Biological process (GO): transsulfuration; L-cysteine biosynthetic process
Cellular component (GO): cytoplasm
Molecular function (GO): homocysteine desulfhydrase activity; carbon-sulfur lyase activity; pyridoxal phosphate binding
Source: RefSeq, a predicted model, not a curated record
AAUCAAGCUCUAGGAGUAUCAGGUUCUCCAUUACUUGAGCUAUUUCCAAUAGUGUUCUUUCAGGAGGCACACAUUUAAUACAAGUUUUCUGGGAUAUGAUUAUAGUCGCAGUGGAAAUCCAACAAGGAAUUCUAUGGAGAAAGCAGUUGCUGCUUUGGAUGGUGCCAAAUAUUGUUUAUCCUAUGCGUCUGGUUUGGCUGCAACACUGAAUAUCACCCAUCUUCUGAAAUGUGGAGACCAAAUAAUCUGUACUAAAGAUGUAUAUGGAGGCACUAACAGAUAUUUUAGAAGGGUUGCAUCUGAAAUGGGAUUCAAAGUGGCUUUUGUUGAUUGUUCAGACCUAAAAAGCUUGGAAGCUGCUAUCACUACAGACACCAAGCUUGUAUGGAUAGAAACCCCAACAAAUCCAACUUUAACAGUGAUCGAUAUCAAGGGCUGUGCGGAUAUUGUUCACAAACAUAAAGAUAUUAUUCUAGCAGUGGAUAACACAUUCCUGUCUGCCUAUUUCCAGCGUCCCUUGGCUCUAGGAGCAGACAUCUGUAUGUAUUCUGCAACCAAAUACAUGAAUGGCCAUAGCGAUGUCGUCAUGGGGUUGGUGUCUGUAAAUUGUGACAAGCUGUAUGAAAAGCUAAAAUUUCUUCAGAAUUCAUUAGGAGCCAUUCCAUCACCUUUUGAUUGUUACCUUUGCAAUCGGGGUUUGAAGACCCUGCAUCUGCGGAUGCAGCAACACUUUCAGAAUGCUUUAACUGUAGCAAAGUUUUUGGAAGCAGAUCCUCGUGUAGAUAAAGUCUUAUACCCGGGACUGCCAUCUCACCCACAAUAUGAACUCACUAAACGACAGUGCACUGGUGUGUCUGGCAUGAUUACAUUUUAUAUUAAAGGAACUCUUGAACAUGCAAAGACAUUUCUUAAGAGCAUAAAGGUUUUUGCAUUGGCUGAGAGUCUUGGAGGAUAUGAAAGUUUGGCUGAGCAUCCGGCUAUCAUGACUCAUGCUUCAGUUCCAGAAGAGGAGAGAGCAGCACUGAAUAUAAGUGAUACUUUAAUCCGCCUUUCUGUUGGCUUAGAAGAUGUGGAAGAUCUUAUUGAAGACUUAGAUCAAGCCUUAGGGAGUGCACAUCCUGAUAUUAAAAAUCAUAACUAAAGCGAACAGCGGAUCAGUGAAACUCCAUUUCUUCUUUAUAAUUAUGAUUCAACAUCUUUCUUCUCUCUUUAUAAUUAUGAUUCAACAUCUUUCUUCUCACGGUUAUCAUUUUAAGAUGAAAACAGAAAAUUUGGGAAUUUAAUAGAAUUUUAUAGUAAAUCAGCAAUUUUAAUAGCAUUCAUUUAUGCUUUGAUCAUUGUCAUAAAUGUUUUCGGUUUUAAAUUCAGAGGUGCGCAUGUAUAAAGUGAAGAUAAAAAUUAUUCAACUCCUAGAAAAGUUUUUAAUUGAUUGCACCUCCCACACCUAUAAUGCCUCUAGAGGUGAAAGUAUAGGUUGGUGUGCAACAGGGUGAAAUUAACUAGCAUGAAUGUUUUCUGAUACACCAAAACAGAUGGUCGUAAAAGAACCCCUAUAAAAGUCUUCCGCAAAUCAUUGCAGAAUGACCCAGGUGCUGCCUGUGAAAAGCUGUAGUAAUAAAUGUCCAAUGUAAGCAGGUGCAUUUAUUAAUUCAUUAUAAAAGAAUAGGGCCUGUUCUUUUAAAAUUAAUUAAUAAAUUAAAUGAUUUUUAACUUUCAAAGGCUCCCAGUGUGCACCUGCAUACAUCGGACAUUUAUAUAGACUGAUGGAUAAUUCUUUAUGACCACCUGUUUUGGUGCAUUUUUUUUUUUGUACAAGAUAAUGCCAACAAUGUUAUAUUUAUUUCUUUUGGGUUAAAUAUGCUUGGAUCUAGAUUAACUAAUACAUUGUAAAUGAACACAAAGGUGACCGCUAUUAUGGGUUAAAGGGAAUUUCUGUUGUUAGUGCAUUUCUGAUCGUACAUUUAAUUCCCUUUACUGGGAACUUUAUGAAACUAGUUUCUAGGCUUGUGUUUAAAGCAGAGUGACCAAAACUGCAGGAACAAAUUUUAAGGGCUAUAGCACCCUGCACGUUUUAAAUGUUGCAGUUUAUAUCUACCUCCUUCCAACUGACAGCAAUGAGAAGCACAGCAGGUUGCUUUGCAUAGGUAAUGGUACAACAGACUAGCCAUUAUGAUUGCCUCUGCAGGGUGACCGCUGAAUUAAUUUACAUCAAUUAACAGAUCUUAUCAUGUGCCAUUCCCCUAAUAAAAAAUGGAUACAAAAUGGCCACGUGCCUCGCAUAAGUGUCUUGUUUUUUUCCCAGUUCUAUAUCCUAUGAAAUUAAAAUAACACUAGUUCUUUCUAAUCGAUUGUGCUCACUAAUAAAUAAUAAUCCUUUUUUUU